This is a messenger RNA of Hibiscus syriacus, 1442 nucleotides long. Its product is annotated as tryptophan synthase beta chain 1-like. Bases 37 to 1410 code for a protein of 457 amino acids. Gene Ontology annotation, biological process: L-tryptophan biosynthetic process. NCBI's taxonomy places the organism in Eukaryota, Viridiplantae, Streptophyta, Magnoliopsida, Malvales, Malvaceae. The transcript has 4 exons. Gene Ontology annotation, molecular function: tryptophan synthase activity. The record is from RefSeq and is a predicted model, not a curated record. Gene Ontology annotation, cellular component: cytoplasm.
UGCAGCACUGAAACUUACCUUUAAGAAACAAAGACAAUGGCUUUCAGUAGAAACGCUCUUUCCUUCAACCAUCAAUUAAUUUCCGGUUCCACCACUAAGCAUCCCACUGUUGACACGAAAGCAGGCACUACUUCCGUUGUUUCCCUGCCGAUGAUCCCUCAAACACUGCCCGUUCUGACCAUAAACAACCCUCUUUCAUCUGUUGGAACCGUUGAUAAGAAAGAGGUUGUUAAAAAUAUUCCUGGGAAAUUUGGAAAGUUUGGGGGAAAAUAUGUGCCCGAGACACUUAUAACUUGUUUAGGCAAACUUGAAGCUGAGUUCAACUUGGUUUUGCAUGAUUCUGGGUUUCAGGAGGAUCUGGCAACAGCAUUAAGGGACUACGUCGGAAGAGAGACGCCGUUAUACUUUGCUCAGCGGUUGACGGAUCACUACAACAAGAACAGCCACGGCGAAGGACCGGAGAUUUAUCUAAAGAGAGAGGAUCUAAACCACGGCGGUGCUCACAAAAUAAACAACGCCAUAGCGCAGGCGAUGAUUGCUAAACGGAUGGGCCGGAAAACCAUAGUGACAGCCACCGGGGCUGGCCAGCAUGGAGUUGCGACAGCCGCAGCAUGUGCAAAGCUUUCACUAGACUGUACCAUCUUCAUGGGGGCUACUGAUAUGGAAAAACAAGCCUCCAAUGUCCAAUUGAUGAAGCUUCUCGGUGCUAGAGUUGAACCUGUUGAUCAUGGAACAUUCAAAGACGCGAGUUCGGAAGCCAUUAGAGCGUGGGUUGGGGAACUAGAAACGAGCUAUUAUCUGACGGGAACGGCUGUAGGGCCUCAUCCGUGUCCGAGCAUGGUGCGUGAAUUUCAAUCGGUCAUCGGAAAGGAAACGAGAAGGCAGGCCAUGGAGAAAUGGGGUGGGAAGCCAGAUGUGCUGGUGGCUUGCAUAGGGAGUGGGUCCAAUGCUUUAGGUUUAUUUCAUGAGUUCAUAAAGGACGAAGAUGUAAGGUUGAUAGGGGUGGAGGCCGGUGGGUUUGGGCUAGAUAGUGGCAAACAUGCUGCGACUUUAGCAAGGGGAGAUGUGGGGGUGUAUCAUGGAGCUAUGAGUUAUCUUUUACAAGAUGAUGAAGGACAAAUUCUGGGUCCCCAUUCCAUUGGUGUAGGGCUGGAGUAUCCAGGGGUUGGACCGGAGGUGAGCUUUUUAAAAGAAACUGGUCGAGCCGAGUUUCAUACUGCCACCGACAAAGAAGCUGUCGACGCAUAUCGACGGCUAUGCCGAUUGGAAGGAAUAUUCCCGGCGCUAGAGGCGUCACAUGCAUUGGCUUUCCUAGAGAAACUAUGCCCUACUCUUCCACAUGGGACCAAGGUUGUCGUUAAUAUCAGCGGCCGUGGAGAUAAAGACGCUGCCAUCGUCUCCCAAUACUAACCACAUCCAAGAUUAACACUAUAUAUAAUUUU